AUUCAAAAUGUACAGAGAGUGGGCAGUGGUGAAUAUUUUCAUGAUGUCUUACAUACAGCUGGUGCAGGGUUCCAGUAAUGACCAUGGGCCUCUGAAGCGGUCAUCCCGAUCGAUGUUAGAACAGUCUGAAGAGAAGAUUCGGGCUGCUUCUAGUUUGGAAGAACUGCUUCGAAUCACGCACGCUGAGGACUGGAAGCUGUGGCAAUGCCGGCUGAAGCUCAAAAGUCUCAGCGGAGUGGACUCUCGCUCAGCCUCUCAUCGGUCCACCAGGUUCGCAGCAACUUUCUAUGACGUUGAAACACUAAAAGUCAUAGAUGAGGAGUGGCAAAGAACUCAGUGCAGCCCGCGAGAGACAUGCGUGGAGGUGGCCAGCGAGCUGGGGAAGAGCACCGACACGUUCUUCAAGCCGCCCUGUGUCAACGUGUUCCGCUGCGGCGGCUGCUGCAAUGAGGAGAGCCUCAUCUGUAUGAACACGAGCACCUCGUACGUCUCCAAACAGCUCUUUGAGAUAUCGGUGCCUUUGACAUCAGUACCUGAGUUAGUGCCUGUUAAAGUUGCCAACCACACAGGUUGUAAGUGCUUGCCAACGGCCCCUCGGCAUCCAUACUCAAUUAUCAGAAGAUCCCUCCAAACCACAGAAGAAGACCGCUGUUCCCAAUUCAAGAAACUCUGCCCUAUUGACAUGCUGUGGGAUAGCAACAAGUGUAAAUGUGUUUUACAGGAAGAGAAUCCACUUGCUGGAACAGAAGAUCACUCUCCUCUCCAGGAAUCUGCUCUCUGCGGGCCACACAUGAAGUUUGAUGAAGACCGUUGUGAGUGUGUCUGUAAAACCCUGUGUCCCAGAGACCUCAUCCAACACCCAGAAAACUGCAGUUGCUUUGAGUGCAAAGAAAGUCUGGAGAGCUGCUGCCAGAAGCACAAGAGAUUUCACCCAGACACCUGCAGCUGUGAGGACAGAUGCCCCUUUCAUGCCAGAACAUGUGCAAGCGGAAAACACGCAUGUGCAAGGCAUUGCCGCUUUCCAAAGGAGAAAAGGGCUGUCCGGGGACUCCAAAGCCAAGAACAUCCCUGAUGCAACUCUGAUUCAAGGCCCCCAUCGCUGUCAUUUUAAACAGCACAUUGCUUUGCUGAGCUGCUGCCAUUGUUUCCCCAGGUGUUAGGGGGAAAAUCUAUUUCACAUAGUGCUCUCCAGAUGUCUUUAGCGGGUGUCGAGUGGAAGAUUGGUCUUCUCACUGCAGAUGUCUCUGCACACAAAGUAAUGGAGUGGAGGGGGCCUAAAGAACCCUUCUUUGAUUGAGUGAGCAAGAUUGGCUUGUCAGGGAAUGACAGGUGCCAGAGCUCACGAGGCAAAUCGCACAGUCUCUGAGCGUCUGCUAAUUGCAGCUCUCUUGCGAAUGAGUCUCAUUCUUUCUUACGCAGAGUUUGAUUUGUAUGAGCCACACGGACUUUCUGUCCAGCUUGUAGUUUCCUAGUUAGUGAACUACUGUCUGAUGUUUCAUAUUUAAGUGUAGUUAAUGGAAAUAAACACCAUUAUUCAA
Molecule: messenger RNA, 1538 nt
Organism: Lepus europaeus (European hare)
Lineage: Eukaryota; Metazoa; Chordata; Mammalia; Lagomorpha; Leporidae
Gene: VEGFD
Product: vascular endothelial growth factor D
Exons: 7
Coding region: 8-1072 (354 amino acids)
Biological process (GO): vascular endothelial growth factor signaling pathway; positive regulation of angiogenesis; sprouting angiogenesis
Cellular component (GO): membrane
Molecular function (GO): vascular endothelial growth factor receptor 3 binding; chemoattractant activity; growth factor activity
Source: RefSeq, a predicted model, not a curated record